AUGGAGUUGGCUAACAUAGCAAAAUGCUUAUUGUUGGGUGUUGUGAUUCUGUGGAUUCAAAUCCAUGGAAACAAAGGUUGCUUUGAAGAAGAGAGAUUGACUCUCUUAGAUUUCAAGGCAUUUGUUGGAUCAAAUGGGUUUGACGCAGACCAUCUUCUUCCUUCAUGGAUUGAUGAUCCAACUAGCAAUUGUUGUAAAUGGGAGCGUGUCAUGUGCAACUCAACUACAGGUCACGUGACUGAUCUCUCGCUCAACAAUACCCGACAAUAUGAUCUAGAGAGUGUUAUGUUUUGUGCUGAUGAAAAUAGUUGGUAUGUAAACUUGUCAAUUUUCCAGCAACUGAAAGAGCUCAAAACUCUUAAUUUAUCCUACAACUAUUUCGAUUGUUCCAUUGAUGACCAAGGUUGUGAAAAAUUAUCAAAACUGAAGAAGCUUGAAGUUUUGGACCUUACUUGGAAUAGAUUCAAUAAUAACAUCUUACCAUCAUUGGGUGCUCUUAUAUCACUUAAAACUUUGAUUCUUGGCAACAAUGAAAUGGAAGGUUGUUUUCCUCUGCAAGGUAUGUUUGAUCUUUAAAAAUCAUUCAAUCUUAAAAUCCAAUUAAACUCACUCAACCAUGCUCUCUGUUUUCAAAUUUUAUUUUCCAUUAUAUUUUUAAAAUUGUUUUUUCAGCUUAUGCUGUAAGUGCUAUUUUUAAUUAUAUAAAUUAUAGGUAAACUUUAAAUUCCUACAGAUGAAUUGUCUUUACAUUUAUAAAAUAAUUAUUUUUUUAUAAAAAAUUAAUUGGAAUUGUCAAAUGAUACUUCUGCAAAAUCAAAUUGUCAAAUUAGAGGAGUUGGAAUAGUUUUAGCAUCUUAUCAUCAUUAGCUGCUCUUCCAUCACUAAUACUUUGAUUCUGGAUAAUAAUUACAUGGAAGGUUCAUAUGCAACUUUAUUGUUUAUUAUUGAUUGAAUCACUACCAUACUCUUGAUCUUAUUCUCAAUUUUUUAAAAUUAUCCUUAAAAUUUUAUUUAAUAAAAUAAAAUGGAACAACUCUAUAUUUAAAUAAAUAUUUCAU
Molecule: messenger RNA, 1058 nt
Organism: Manihot esculenta (cassava)
Lineage: Eukaryota; Viridiplantae; Streptophyta; Magnoliopsida; Malpighiales; Euphorbiaceae
Product: receptor-like protein 14
Exons: 2
Coding region: 1-576 (191 amino acids)
Molecular function (GO): protein binding
Source: RefSeq, a predicted model, not a curated record